This is a messenger RNA of Amphibalanus amphitrite, 861 nucleotides long. RefSeq names its product hatching enzyme-like. The record is from RefSeq and is a predicted model, not a curated record. Lineage: Eukaryota; Metazoa; Arthropoda; Thecostraca; Balanomorpha; Balanidae. The coding region runs from base 120 to 611 and encodes 163 amino acids. The transcript has 4 exons.
AGAGUAUACGAGUGUGAGUUGGGGCGUGGUAACUGGCAUCCCUGUGUAGAGGCUACAGAGAGUGUCAGAGGCCGCUGAUCUCCAGUGACCCGUGACCUCACCAGGUCACAGAGGCAGAUAUGGCGAGGAUCCUUCUGCUUCUAUUGGCUACUGCAGCUGUGCUACAACACGGUUCUACUCAGGACGACUAUAGCUAUUACGACGACAGCUACUACUACUACUACGAUAGUUCCUACGACUACUACAGCGACUACUAUAGCGACUACAGCUACAGCUACGACUAUAGCUACAGCUAUGAAGACGACACGACAACCGGCGAAGCAGCUGCCGCUGCUCCAGCACAAAAGACCAAAUCUACCACGACUACAAAGGCGACCACAACAACCAAAAAGCCAACCACUACAACCAAAACGACGACCACAACCAAAGCAGCGACUACGAAGCCAACAACUAAGGCAACCACGGCCAAGUCGAAUGUUCAACCAAAAGCGGCCGCCAGUGGUCCUCAAAAAACGACACCAGGAGGAGGUGCCAGCGGUCUCCGGAGCUGUGGAGGUUACCAGAUCGUACUGCUGUUCGGGCCUCUGAUCUACCGGAUGGUGCACCAGUGAGCAAAACUCGCUAGCGUGAACUUCUGUACACAUGUUGUCGAACAGCCAGUUAAAGCGUCCAUCCUAGAAAACUUGGCUACCCUAACUUGUGGUGUAAAAGGUCACAUUUCAGAGCUGUUGAUCUAUUUUUGACGAGUGGGCUACGUGUUCGGCUGUUCUUUUUCAUGUUUCGCUGCGGGCUAAAAAGUGAAAGAGGUGUAUUUUGACAAGUUAGCGUAAAUGUGCGUGACUCAAGUGUGUGUACGAAAGC